AUGUCCACGCUCGGCAAGAACCUCAUCAAAGUGCCCGACGUCUCGGAGCAGGCCAAGGAAGGGUGCGGCAAGGCGGGCGGGGCGGUCAGCGACGUGGCGGACAAGGUGGGCGACGGGCUCGGCAAGGUGGGCGGGCUGUUCGGGGCCGGUGAUAAGGUCAACGACGCGAUCGACGACGCCGGCGGCAAGGCGGGCGACGGGGUCGAGGGCGCGUGCAACAAGGGCGCCGAGGUGGCCGACAAGGCAGUGCAGCUGACGGCGGACCUCAUCGACAAGGCCAUGGGCAGCAUCGCCAAGGCCAUCGGCAUCCGCGAGUACUACUCGGUGCACAUGGGCGUGCUCUGCGAGGGCGAGUACAAGCCGCUGUUCAGCGACAAGGACGCCAAGCCCAAGGUCGACAAGUGCUCCAAGAAGUUCUACACGGGCCAGACGGACCUGAGCAAGAAGCUCGACGAGGAGCUCAACGUGGGGCCGUUCAAGUUCAAGCUGAGCGACCUCGAGCUGGUGGACGAGAUCCAGGAAGGGUUCGACAAGAUCCCCAAGGUGAUCGCGUCCAUGGCCUACUUCGUGCUCUUCUCGGUGCUGGUGCUCGUCGCGGGCUUCCUGUGCUGCGUGGCCGUGGUUGGGCUCGAGUACGCGGCGCAGGGCAUGAGGAAGUUCGCCAUCUUCGGCGCCAUGGGCUGUCUCGGGCUCGGCUGGUUUACCGCCUUCAUCUGCGCUGCCGUCAUCACGGGCGUGGCCGAGAGCAUCAAGAAGGCCGUCAACAAGCACGGUGACAAGUUCGGCUUGUCGGCGUCGACCAGUCCGGCCCUGUACUUCUUGCUUUGGGGCACCGUGUUUUUCGCGACGGCCGCGCUGGGGCUGGUGGUGGUCCACUGGCUGAAGACGCGCCACGAGGAUUCCGGCAUGGGUGGUGGCCAGCAACAGCAGCAGCAGUUUGUUGACAAGAACCAGUCGGCCAGCAGCAUGGAGGACUCGCACGGCUUCGCCCAAAUGCCUGUCGGCGGUGGUGGCGGCGGCGGCGCCAGGGGUGAUGAUAUGAGGGAUGAGCCGUUGUAG
Messenger RNA from Chaetomium globosum CBS 148.51, 1059 nucleotides. RefSeq lists its product as uncharacterized. Gene Ontology annotation, biological process: fungal-type cell wall organization. The record is from RefSeq and is a predicted model, not a curated record. The transcript has a single exon. Gene Ontology annotation, cellular component: plasma membrane; cell cortex of cell tip. Lineage: Eukaryota; Fungi; Ascomycota; Sordariomycetes; Sordariales; Chaetomiaceae. Bases 1 to 1059 code for a protein of 352 amino acids.